Molecule: messenger RNA, 651 nt
Organism: Perkinsus marinus ATCC 50983
Lineage: Eukaryota; Perkinsozoa; Perkinsida; Perkinsidae
Product: adenosine deaminase, putative
Exons: 2
Coding region: 1-651 (216 amino acids)
Biological process (GO): negative regulation of adenosine receptor signaling pathway; adenosine catabolic process; purine ribonucleoside monophosphate biosynthetic process
Cellular component (GO): cytosol; external side of plasma membrane
Molecular function (GO): adenosine deaminase activity
Source: RefSeq, a predicted model, not a curated record
AUGUGUUCUCGAUACGAUCACUGUCGAGUCGAAUCCUCCCGAAACCGCAAAGCCCCGAUUAACAUCAAUACUCGACAGAGUAAUGAGGACCUCAAGAAAGCUCACGUAGCCGCCUGCUUGAAAGCUGAGAAGGCCGGUCUUCGUGUCACCGUCCACGGCGCUGAGGACGGCUCGUCGACGAACUUCUGUUGUGCUGUUCGAGAGUACCAUGCAGAACGCGUCGGUCACGCCUACAAGAUCGCUGCCGAUCCUGCGAUGUAUAAGAUGGCUCAGGAAACUCACACGCACAUUGAGGCCUGUCCUACUUCUAGUAUCUGCACGGAGGCCGUCUGUCUACCCCAAGUGCAUCCAGAGAAGCCCAUCCUGGACAGUUUAGACUGGAACAGGCAUCCCAUCAAGAAGUUCAUUGAGGAUGGUCUUAGUGUGAGCAUCAGCACUGACGAUCCUACUGUGUUUUUGACUCACAUUACGGAUGAGCUCACCAUCCUGGCUGAUCGCUUUGGGUUUGAUGCCCAUAAAGCCGGAAUGCAGGUUACUAUGAACGCCAUUGAUCGUUGCUGGGCGUCUGCUAAGGAGAAGUCCCGUUACCGUGAUCUGACCGUGAACUACUACGAGGGUGAGGAAUCUACCAUUGAGGAGAAUAGCGACUGA